CAUCAGAGGUUCACACCCCCGCGAGGACUUUUCCCAAAACAUUCCGCUGCUACGUCACCAGCUCCCGCCCCGCUCCGCCUCGUGCCACAACGACUCCGGCUUGUCAGCUGCACGAGACGUGCGGCAUCUCGUCUCAACCUAUGAAAGCUGUCAGUCAACGCUAGCGUCUAGCUCCUCUCGCUUUAAACUUAAACUUAUCUUCGCCGAACAGUGAAGAGCCGGAGCCUGGUUCUAACAGCGGGAACAGAGCCCUGUCACGCCUGCGUGUGUGAGAGUGUGUGCGCCUCCCCGGCGGCUGGCGCCCUUUGUAACUGAAGUAGUGAAUGGCCCAGGCAGAAAGAAAUGAGCUGGGCUGAGGAGGACUGGACAGUAGGGCUGUCUGGACGGGUCCUGCAAAAGGUGAAGGAGCUGCAAAUCCAUCAUGAACGGCUGUCCAGGGAAAACAAGCAGAAACAGCUGCAGCUGGACAACAUCCAUACAAGCCUUGAGAAGCAAACUGUGAAAUAUGAGGAGGUACGUGUGGAGCUGCAGUCGGUGCAGCGAGAGCUCCAAAACGUUCGGGAUGAGGCCACGACAGCGGUGACGAGCAGGGACCGCCUUGCGCUGGAGCUUCAGACUAAGCAGGCCCAAGUUUGCUCUUUGGAGGGCCAGCUAGAUGCUGCUCGUACCCUCAACAACAAACUCACCCAGGAAAUCAAAAGGCUGGAAGCCGAGCUAGAGAAGCUGCAGAACAGCAUCAGGUCACCAGAUACCUCUCUGUUUUCUACUCCCUGCUGGAAUACAGGCUCGCCCUGGGAACACAAUGGGAGCCGACAGGAAGAGAAACAGGGGCACAGAGAUGAAGGGCAGAGCCGGGCUCCUCACAUCCGACAGCGGCUUCAGUUCUCUGAGACACCCACACCUUCAUUGCCACAACAACAACACAAGAGCACACGCCACAGCCACUCACCCGUCCAAUCGGACACCUUCUCCACUCCCUUGGGUGUGUUUCCAUGGGAACGGGAUGACACAAAACCAGCAGCAAGGAGGCGACCUCCGCCCUCUCCCUCUUUGAUGCCGUCCUCUGAUGUCACAAAUCAAGGCCUGUCAGAGCAGGGGGGUUAUGGGAAGGACCGCAGGACAGAGACAGACAGUGAGUGGGGAUGGAAUUACUCUGUGUUAUCCAUUUGCAAAUUACAGAUAUAUACGCACGCAACUCAGGCCAGCAGCAUUCAUCCUAAAACAAGAUUAAAAACCUACUGCACUCGUUACAUAAGAGGUUGUGUAGAAAUGACUGGCCAGAGAUUCCUCUGCCUGCUCCCAGGCCGGCUUCAUGAUAAAGUCUCCAAUGAGCUUAGCCUGGCACAGACACGUAUGGCCCAGGACAGUGAACGGGCGUCAGGAGCUGAGCAAAGACUGAAGCAACUACAAGAGGAGCUUAAGUGUCAGAGGCAAAAUGCAGAAAGCAGCAGACUGCAGCACCAACAGCGUUGCAAAGAGCUGGAGAAACAACAUCAGAGGGAUUUGACAGAACUUCAGAAGGAGAGGCAGUGUCUGGAGAAGCAGCAUCAACAGGAAGUGAAUAAGCUCAACCAGGAGCUUCAACAGGCUAGAACGCUCCACAAUGCCCUGCAGGCACAGGCUGACAAGCUUUCUCUACAGAAGCAGGCGCUGGAGAAAGAGUUGGAGACUCUGAAAGAGAAACUGAAAUGGACAGAGGGACAGCUGAAGGAGAGCCAGAAGAAAGAAGCACAGACACAAGCCAAACUGACGGAAGCUGUGCGUGAGGCAGAGGGCGUGGCUGUGACUCUGGAGCAGAGCAGGAAGCGAGAGCGAGCUCUGGAAGAGGAGGGGAGGAGACUUGCGGAUGAGCGAGCUGACACCCUGCGUCUCCUGAAAGAACUACAGGAGCAAAAGUCAGCACCUCCUCCACAAUCUGUGCAGUUUUGCCCUGUUGGACAGAGUUUUUCAUCUCAGUCUUCCUCAUCUCAUCAUCCUCGACCGUCAGCCCAAACCAAGAGGCCUUCUUCAAACCGAGCUGAGCAGAGGAGGGAAGAAGAGGAUGCACAGGAGAGAAGGACAGAUAUCAGAGCGUCUUAUCCUUCUGACAGAGAGCCAGGAGAAGGAAUUGACUCGGAACACAUCAGUGCCUUAAUCUCCCCAGACUCCUCAGAGUGUUUAAAGAGAGCAGGAGACAAAGGGAAAAUUAAUGAAGAGGAGAACAAAGUUGUAAAUGAGGCAAUAGAAUGUGACGUCUCUCAUACGCCCAUCAACAACUCUAACGCUAAAGAUCUUGAUAGAAUGAUCAGUCUUGAGCACUCACUUAAGACACAAAAUAUGACCCUUUCUGCAGAAAAGACACCUGCUCUCAAGUCUGAGCAGACCGUUCCCUCUGAAGACCUCAAAAAGGAGAACGCAAUGCUCCAUUCAGAGCUUCAAGAUGUACGAGAAGAACUGCAGAAACGACUAGAGGACCUGGAAGCCCAACGAAGAGCUGAGACAGAAGCCAGGACCCGCCUUAAACAGCUUAGCCGCAAACACACCAGCCAGGCUGCAGAGAAAGAGGAGAAAGAAAAGGAAUGGAAGACACAACUGGAGACUGAAAGAGCUGAAACAGAGAGGCUGAGGAGGGCGAUGACUGCUUUGGAGGCAGACAUAGAGCGUGUAAAGGAGAGGGGAAGCGAGCAGGAGGAAGAGAAAAACAAAGAACAACAAGAUAGGGAGAGUGAAAUGGUAGAGCUUAAUAUUCAGCUUAAAAAACAGCUGGCAGAGGUGAAAGCUCAGCUGGCUUUAGAGCGAGAGGAAAAAAAGAGAGAAGAAGAGGAGAGAAGCCAAAUAAUAAACACAGACACUAAUGUAAAGGAACAGCUGAGCAUGAAGGUGGCAGAACUUAAAGCUCAAGUGGAAGAACUGAAGCAAAAAAGAAAACCCAUACAAGAAGAGAAGCGCACAGAUGCAAACACUCCCCUGACGUAUUUGACUCUUCGUGAUGACGAGCUCAACUCCAACAUCAAUAGCUGUGGCAACACACUCCUGCCUUCACCAGAGCAGCACCUCCUUUUCUGCCAGUCCACCAACCAACACAACAUGCUUGUUUCUCAGACAGCAGCAGACAUCAUCCAAGAAAAGAGCAAUGUGAUAGAUGCCGAGCACUCUCCUCUGUCAGAUGAUGUUCAGAUGGGCCGAAUAGCCUCAGACCCCCAGAAGGCUGAGCCUACAGCCUCUAAUUUGGUGAAAGAGGUGGAGCGACUGAAGAAUGAAAAUGCAAAGGAGACAGAGCGCGCUAAUCAGUGUCAGAUUAAACUGGAGGCCCUGCAGAGCCAGGUGACACGUCAGACGCAGCAGCUAACCAUGGCCUUUGAGAAGCAGAGUCAGCACAUUGCAGGCCUUCUAACUGAGCUACAAGAGAAGGAGAGCGCCCUCCAAAGCCAAAAACAGGAACUACUACAAAGCAAGCAAGAGCUGGAUGAACUAAAGAAUGAUAAAAAGGAUGAGGUGAAGAUGAUGGUCAAAGAGGUGGAGGAACAGAUACAAAGUGAAGAACAGGGAGAUGAGAAGCCGGUGGAGAAUUCAGAGCUCUCACUAAAACAGGAAAAGGAGAGUAGGGUCACCUGUCAAAUUGCAGAGUCACUGCCUGAGAGUGACUUGAACGCACAGUGUGAUGCAAGUCAGCCAGAAACAUGUGAUACUCAAACGGCAACACCUGAUAGCAGUGAAGAAGCUAAUAAAACAGGGGACCAGCAUCCUGAAUCUAUAGACUCGAACAAAACUCAGAGUAACCCUGACUCUGCUUGUGUGAUGGUAGAGACUGAGUGCGGUCAAAGCGGAAAAGAAGCAGAUAUCCUUACUGAACUGCUCACUCUCAGACGGGAGAAUGAGCUGUUGAAACAAAGAAUUGAGGGCCUGACCAUCUCUGACGCACAAAACCCGACAUCACAGACUGACGCUGAAAAUCAAGACGAUCCAACACAAAGCCAAAACACACCAAACGCUGCACUGUCCUGCUUGGCAGAAGACGGGACACUGAGUCUGCUGAAUGACGUCAUGACUGAGGGACUGGAGUCAAGUAUGAAUGAGGAAGAAGAUGAAGGACAAGAUUUAAAAAAGGAAGACCAAAGAAACACGAGAGCUGAAGAAGACCUGGAGGAAAUGUCUGAGGUGCAUGUAACUCAACUACAACAACAGGUGGAGGCACUGCAGACAAGGGUACGAGCUCUCUCUGAGGAGACCCAGCAGCAGGCAGAGGAGCUUGCUGUAUGGAGACUGGCCUCCCAAACAGCACCAACAUUUGAGGAAUGUGAAACCCAUGAACUGACCUCUGCUGUCACACAGUCCCAGUCAAACCUGGAGCAAACAGAUGAGAUGACCCAGUGCUCACCUCAAACUCUACCUGUUCAGGAUUCGGUUCAGACACCCACACUGGAUAGACAGAAGAGCCAGGAAACCAUCACAGUCAUCAGAGAAGACGAGUUACUCAUGUCCUGCUCCUCCAACAGACUGCAGGGCCGCAUGUUGUUCUCCAGACUGCAGAACAGCAACCUUGUUGAACCAAAGAGCCUCCAUCCCUUUAAAACUGCUGAAAUUUUUCAAGGAUACAGACAGGACCCUGCCACAGCUGACCAGGAAUCUGAAAAAGAAAACCAGGAGAUUAACUUCACACAAUGGUCAGAAAAUUGUCCAAAAGUAAAAAGAGACAGUCAACUCAUCCAAAUGACAUUGGAGAAAAUGGCUCAACAUCACUCAGGCGAAGUCUGUGAGCCAGAUUCGACCAAAACAGAAGCCAAACUAAACACAACGACUAAUUCCUCAGACAGAGUUGUCAAGACAGAAAUGAAAAGUGUCAGCAGUCAGACAGAGGAGAGUUUGAAUCCUCGUGGCAUUUCAACAGUAUGUGUUAACACUCAGACUGAGGAGGAGGAAGAACAAGGUUCAGUGGAUUCCCCUCCUGUGUCUCCUGUCCGGUUAUCUGCGGAGGCGGCGUCAGGAGACAAAAUCUUGUUUUCUGGUUCCUUCCCCAUCCCGGCUGACCCGGCACGUUUGGCUGAAAGAAUUCGCCGCAACAGGACGCAGCUGUCAGCUGCCUUUGACGACACAGAAUACGAACCCUACGGCCUGCCGGAAGUCGUCAUGAAAGGUAACUUUGUUGUUUGUGGGCCUGUAGAGUGA
Neolamprologus brichardi is the source of this 5145-nucleotide messenger RNA. The record is from RefSeq and is a predicted model, not a curated record. NCBI's taxonomy places the organism in Eukaryota, Metazoa, Chordata, Actinopteri, Cichliformes, Cichlidae.